UUGUAUUUGAGGUGAUUUGGACGGGAUGGAGAGCUGUGCUGGAACCAAACUGAACAAGCACACAGCUUUUAGCUACAGGAGUUUUGAGAGUCCGUCUGAGUUUACUGAUGAAUCGCCGUCAAAUGACAGUAAACAGGAUUUGAAGCGCAAAUAUGAUCCCAUCCAGUUGAAAGACAUGUCCUCUGGAAGCUCAGAGAUGUCGGACCAAAGCUUCUCCAAGCUCAAAGAGACAGACGAGGAAUGCUGUAGCCCGGAAACUCCUGUGCAAAUAUACAGUGUGGCCAUCGUCAUUGCAGUUGGCGUAACCAUUGCUUUGUUUCUGCAGAUUCAUCUGGAUGCAAGCUUGGUAUGCUGUGUGACUCGUGCAUCUGAACUGAUUGCAUUCCUCGUAGUCCUUACAGCUGCAUUGCAGGUCACGAUAAAAGGCGUGCUAUCGGAUCACGACCGCUGCACCGUGCUCAGUGAAGGAGUGCUCCGCGAUGGUGGGUCCAGUGUAGAUGCAGCCAUCGCCGGUGCCCUUUGCUUGGGCAUUGUUCAUCAGCAUGUGUCCAGUGUAGGGGGAGGGGGGGUGAUGUUGGUUCAUGACAUCAAAAGGAAUGAAACCAGGGUGAUAAAUUUUCAAGGAUCUACACCUGAAUUAUUAAGAGACGAGAUGCUGCAAAAUCCUUCAGAGAUGAAGGCAGGUCUCCUUGUGGGAGUGCCGGGAAUGCUAAUGGGGUUUCACCGUGCUCAUCGGCUGUAUGGAAGUUUGCUCUGGGAGGAUGUUGUCGGCAGAGCUGCAAGUGUGGCCAGAGAAGGGUUCAAUGUGUCACAUAGUCUGGCUGAUGCAGUAUCAAAAAUGGAAGGUACAGAGCUUCCCAAGCAUUUCCGGGACGUAUUCCUCCCAGAAGGCCGUGGUCUGAGUCCUGGUUCUUAUGUGAGGAUGCCAGAGCUGGCGGAUGUCCUGGAGGCUGGCGUCUGGAAUUUCUACAGCGGAACUUUCUCACAGGAGAUGGAGAAUGAGGUGCGAAAACACGGAGGGGUCCUGAGUAGAGAGGAUCUGGGCAACUACACUGCAGAGAUACAACAGGCCCUGGAGGGUGGAUUCAGGGACUUCAUCAUUCAAGUCCCUCCUCCACCUUCUGCUGGUGCAUUGUUGAUCGGAGCUCUCAAUCUCCUAGAAGGUUUCCAUUUUAAAGAAAAUGGUGUCAAGGAGAAACAAGUAUACCACUGGAUUGAGGAGGCUCUGACAACAGCGUUCACUGUGGCUGCUGGACUAGGUGACCAUAGGAACAACUUGACAGAUGAUCUUCUCUCCUCAAUGCUCAAUAAAAGUCAGGCCGAAAUCCUACGCAACAAGAUGAUUCACUUGCAGUCGCUCCGCAACUCCACCAGCUACUCCUUCCCAGCAGAACUGCUGACUGCACAAGUUGUUGUCAUGGGACCAGAUAACCUCAUGGUAUCUGUUGCAAGUUCCUUAAAUGGACCAUUUGGAAGCAGGAUCCUGACUCCAUCAGGGAUUCUUCUCAACAGCCUAAUUCUUGACUUUUUCUGGCCAAAUAAAACCUCAGUAAAACCUCCAACUGAACAGUUUCAGGAAAACCGUGUUGGAGCAAGAAAGAGGCCUCUGACUCUUCUAAUGCCUGCAAUGCUCGUGCCUUCCUGGGAUGUAUGUGGGACCUACAUGGCUCUGAGCAGUUCAGGUGGACGAAGCCACCUGAAUAAAAUCACACAGAUGCUGGUGAAUGUACUGUUCCUCCAUAAAGAGAAAAACGACAGCCUCCCUUUAAGAAGACUCCACACUCAACGUGAGCCGUAUUGACUCUACAUUUACAACAGACGUGUAGUUUCUCAAACCACAGACUACGUGACCCUUGAGUUGCAGACAAUUUCUACAAGCAGAGUCCAAUGAAUAAAACGUAAUGAUAUGACCUCAA
This is a messenger RNA of Oryzias latipes (Japanese medaka), 1916 nucleotides long. Its product is annotated as glutathione hydrolase 7. Gene Ontology annotation, cellular component: plasma membrane. Lineage: Eukaryota; Metazoa; Chordata; Actinopteri; Beloniformes; Adrianichthyidae. Gene Ontology annotation, molecular function: glutathione gamma-glutamate hydrolase. The record is from RefSeq and is a predicted model, not a curated record. Gene Ontology annotation, biological process: glutathione catabolic process.